AGUUUUUCUGAAAAAUAAAAAAUGGCAGAUCCAAAGUAUGCAAAUUUACCCGGAAUUGACCAUAAUUCUCCAGAUGUCUAUGAGACUUCUGAACUCCCUGAGUCGGAACAGCAACAUUCUGUUGAGGAUGAGAGUGAUGCAGUUGAAAAACUUGGUGUAGAUGCUAAAGAAGCAUUUGGCAAGUUCAAAGACAAGUCAAUAGAUGGCAAAGCUGUUGAUUUCUCAGACAGGGUCAGUAGGAGUGUUAGGACAGGGUAUGAUGCUAGAACAGAAUAUGAACUGGCUGGAUUGGGAGCAAAAGAGACACCUUUACAGAAGUUCCAGAGGCUGCAGAGUGAGAUACAAGAAUUGGCUGAGGAAGUUAAUCAGCUUCAGGCCACUGUGAAGUCAGAGAAAUCCAAUGACAAAACUAACCCGGUGGUGGUAGCCGGGCAGGUGGAAUAUCUCCAAAACCAGUUGACUGAUCUCCACCUGGAGAAAACAUUGGGACCUGAUGCUCAGAUAGAUCUAGGGGAUCCACAGGGGGCGCUGCAUAAGAGGUUGCUGACCCAUCUAGAUGCUGUAAAGACGCCCAAGCCCGCAGAGAAGGGAGGAAAGCCCACACAGAAAGAUGGCACUGAGAUCACAUAUGAAUUACACUACAAGCCUGAACAAGCAAAAUUUACACAUAAUGCUAGGUUAGCUGACUUGGAUCAAAGGCUAGAGAGGAUGGAGGCCUUGAUAGGACAGAGCCCUGAGAAAAUGUCUGCUCUUACAUCUGAUACAGACUCUAAAAGCAUAUUGGGUGCAGUGCAAGCAAUCAGUGCAAGGAGCAGUCUAUUGGAACCUGACCACCUUGACAGUAUAGAGGGAAGACUGCAAGCACUCUCUCAGAGACUGGCCAUUGUUACUGAAAAGAAAGGAGCUGUGGAAGAAGUCGAUAAACAAAACAAGGUAUCUGAAUUGUAUGAGCUUGUUAAACGCUGGGAGGCUGUGUCUAGUACCCUACCUGAAGUUGUAGAUAGAAUGUCUGCCUUGAAAGAGCUCCAUGAACAAGCCAUGCAGUUCAGCCAUGCCCUGACUCACUUGGACACAUCUCAACAAUCAAUUACCACACAGCUGUCCAGCCAUGGAACCAUGUUGAAGCAGUUGGAGGGUACGUUUAAAGCCAAUAUAGAUACAAUCAAGGCCAACUGUGCAAGCAUAGACUCUAGGAUAAAAGCCAUCAGCAAGUGAUAAUAUCAACUACAUGUAGUAUAUAUUGCUUUAUGACAGUUUGAAGGAUUAUACCAGCUCCUAAAAUAUAUAUGUGCAUGCUACUUCCCUGGGACCCUGGUUUCUUCCAUUCAACUUGAAGGGAAAAAGUGAAUUAAGUCCAAUAGCCUUAUUGGUAAUAUGCUUUGGUUUAGAGAUUCAAAUAGUGGGGGAUUUUAAAGGGAUAUCAUACAUGAUUAGCGGGGUAAAGGAUCCAAAAACAGGUGAGGCUAGUUUAAAUAGGUGAGGCAAAUAUAGAAAUAUGUGAGUUAAAUUUUAAAGUAAAGACGGAAAUAAAAUAAUGCUACUAUUGGGCAUCUUUUUCACAGUUUCAGUUAAGAUAUUUUUUCUGUAAAUUUUUGGUGAAGCAAUUAGAUCACCUGCCUUUACCUGGUUAGUAGUGACUACUCCUAUGGUUUUCAACUCUAUUACGAGCUAACUUAAGAAAUGUGUGAGAAAGUAACAUUUUGAGCACUGAUGUAAAUAUGCUAAAUGAAACAUUGCCAAUACUCAAAUGCUGUCUUAAUUACAUUGAAUAUUUACCAUCUCGAAUAACUUAAGACACCAUGUGCAGUGAUCUCCCCAGGUGGCAUGAAAUGUUUAACUUUCAAGAGUGCAUCACUCAGUUGUGUUGUUCUAAUGCUGGGGAGAUCACUACUGUUUGUAGUCUAGACCUGGAAAUAUAGUUAGUUAGGCCUAACUUGAUAUUGUUUGUAUUGAAGAAUAUCUGAAGAAUAUAUACUUUUAAAAAACAUAAUCACUAGCUUUUACCACUGAAUACAUGUGGUUUGUGCACUAUGGGUAAUUAUAGACCUUCACCUCUAGAAAAUUGGAUCCUAUCCAUUUGAGAUCAGCUUCAGAUUUAUAUAAAGCUUGAUAUAAAAUGGUGGGAAUAUGUAUGGCCUUGUAUAUUAGUACUUCCUCUUGAAUACCAGAGCAUUCUUCAGUUUUUGCCAUUUUACAACAUAAUAUUUGAUAUUCAUAAUGUAUUGAAUGUUAAUGUUAGUGAUCGAACAUAGACAAAUUUCACACAUUCAAAUGAGUAGUACUGCCUACUAAAAAACAAAGUAAAAGUUGUGUAACUGAUAUAGAGGUAAAAACGGUGCUUGUUAAUGUAUAUCAUAUUUAGCAUUUUUCAUCAUGAUAGGCUUAUGUCUGAGGUGUGUCUAAUAAAAUACUGUAAUGCUGUUGCAUUGUUGCAAAGCAUGGCCAUCAACCAUGCUGAUGUUAAUGAAGAUCAAUCCGUAUCAUAAUUUAUUUAUUACUUUUUCUUCCAUUAUGUAAUAUGAAGAAUAAAUGUCAUGUAAACUAUAUAUGAAACACAUAGUUUUGUUUGCAUUAAGUGAUUUAACUUCAAAAUGAGCUUUCAAUUGACCUGAUGUUUAGCCUUGUCCCAUAUUGCUAUCAAGAAUCUUUCUU
Messenger RNA from Owenia fusiformis, 2652 nucleotides. The record is from the annotation of a GenBank genome assembly. Lineage: Eukaryota; Metazoa; Annelida; Polychaeta; Sabellida; Oweniidae.